AUGUUUAGAGAUAGAACCAACCUUUUUUUGUCAUACCGCAGGACAUUUCCCCGAACUUACGAGCGUACCAAGAGCUCUGAGCCAGAUUCAUUCUUCGAUAUUGAGGAAAAUGGGGCAGACGAAUCUCAUCCUAUGAUUGACAUGGGAGAGAGUUCUCAAAGCCCGUCCUCCGUAUUCACGAGUCUAACGCAAGAUAUUGACCGCAGUCUCGCGGAGGCCGAAUCACAGAUGCUGCAGUUGACCAAACUCUAUCGCAAGAAUUCCCUCCCAGGUUUUGAGGACAAAGCUACGGAUGAGCAGGAAAUAGAGGAUUUGAGUAUGCGCAUCAUCCAACUCUUUCAAAGGUGUUAUUCCAUCAUGAAGUCAUUAAAAGCAUCUAGCUCUUCUCAAACCUUUCAAGGGAAAAACCUCAAUCGAGGCAAUAUCAUUGUUCUUAACAAUCUGGAGAAGAACUAUGCCAAUAAAAUUCAAGCUAGUUCAAAUAAAUUUCGGGUGCUGCAGAACAAUUAUCUGAAGUUUCUGAAUAAGGACGACUUCAAGCCAUUACCCAGUUCCAAUACCGAUGAUAGCGCUCUACUCGUGCUCGAAGAAGAAGAGGCGUAUGGGGCGUCACAACAGGAAAUCGAUUCAUAUUCCAAACAAACUCUGCAGCGACAGAGUCAUCGGCAAAUGGACGGAAGAAAUGCUCAGUUUUUGAGGGAACGAGAAGAGGAAAUCACGCAACUGGCCCGAGGAGUUUUGGAAGUAAGUACGAUUUUUCGGGAAAUGCAAAACCUAGUGAUCGAUCAAGGCACUAUUAUAGAUCGAAUCGAUUACAAUCUAGAAAAUACUGUAACAGAGCUGAAAGGCGCCCAUCGGGAACUGGAAAAGGCAACUGUUUACCAAAAGCGUACGCAAAAAUGCAAAAUAAUACUUCUGCUAUCCCUAAUAGUGAUCACCUUGUUCUUUUUCGUUAUGCUAAAGCCCCAUAGCCAUGGAAGCAAGAAGAAUAACGCUGUGAAUGAACCAUCCACUGAAGGUCCAGCAAGCAACCCUGCCGAUGCGGAUAGUGGCCAACCAAGCAACGCACACGAGGAAGGUACUGCAUGA
Lachancea meyersii CBS 8951 is the source of this 1089-nucleotide messenger RNA. The record is from the annotation of a GenBank genome assembly. Lineage: Eukaryota; Fungi; Ascomycota; Saccharomycetes; Saccharomycetales; Saccharomycetaceae.